CACCCGUCGCCUUCAUGCGGAUAGACUCGGCAUUGGCGGGGUAGACGAUACGGAAACGUAAAGUUUGACUUGUCCCGCCAAACCACACCAGCUGAUUGACGGAGCCAUGGCGGUGCUUUCAUCAAAGACUCCGCCGUGGCGUGCUUUCGCAACCUGACCACCUCACAUUGUUUUCUUCCAACUUCGCAAUCCUUUCGAGUUUUAUCUCGGUGCGUCGUUUCGUCUCUUUUUUCAUAGACUGAUCGCUCAGCUUCGCAAGAAUGGCGUCCCAGGUCCCUCACACCCGCCCUCGUCCAGCGACCGUCCUCUCCGCCACCGAACUCAUCGGCAACACUCCUCUCGUCCGACUCAACAAGGUGCCUCAGUCUCUGGGCAUCGAGUGCGAUGUCUACGUCAAGCCUGAGCUGUUCAGCGCCGGCGGCAGCGUCAAGGACCGCAUCGCCCUGCGCAUGAUCGAGGAGGCCGAGAAGAGCGGCAGGAUCAAGCCUGGCGACACCUUGAUUGAGCCCACCAGCGGCAACACUGGUAUUGGUCUAGCCCUCGUCGGCGCCAUCAAGGGCUACAAGACAAUCAUCACUCUUCCCGAGAAGAUGUCUGCCGAAAAAGUCUCAGUUCUCCGUGCCCUCGGUGCAACCAUCAUCCGUACUCCCACGCAGGCUGCUUGGGAUGCCCCAGAAUCGCACAUUGGUGUCGCCCGCCGCCUCGAGAAGGAGCUCCCCAACGCCCACAUUCUCGACCAGUACAGCAACCUGGACAACCCCCUAGCCCACGAGUUUGGCACCGCCGAGGAGAUCUGGGAACAGACUGGCGGUCUGAUCAACGCCAUUGUUGCUGGCGCUGGUACUGGUGGCACCAUCACUGGUCUGGCCAGGGGAUUGAAGAAGCACAACAAGGAUAUCAAGGUCAUCGCGGCCGAUCCUCACGGCAGUAUCCUUGCUCUGCCUGAGCUCCUCAACAAGGAGCAUGCGGACGAGCCGUACAAGGUGGAAGGUAUUGGUUAUGACUUCAUCCCCGACGUCCUGGACCGCGAGAUUGUCGACAAGUGGUACAAGACCGAUGACCAACAGUCCUUCUACCUCGCCAGGAGGCUCAUCGCCGAGGAGGGGCUCCUCGUCGGUGGCAGCUCUGGUUCUGCCAUGGCCGCCAUGCUCCUCGCCGUCAAGGAGUACGGCUUCAAGAAGGGCGAUGUCGUUGUCGUUGUCCUGCCCGACAGUAUCCGAAGCUAUCUAUCCAAGUUUGCCGACGAUGAUUGGCUUGCCGCCAACAACCUGCUGCCCGUCAACGGUCUGGAGUCGACAGUGCAGCAGAGCAAGUCCGCCGAUCCCUACGAGGGCGCUACCAUUGCAGCUCUGCGCCUCAAGCCGGUGACUUCGGUUGGCGCUUCAGCUUCGUGCUCCGAGGCGAUUGAGACUAUGCGCGACAAGGGCUUCGACCAGCUCCCCGUUCUCUCCGACUCUGGCAACAAGCUGGUUGGUCUGGUGACGCUGGGCAACCUGCUUAGCUACAUCUCUCGUGGUCGCGCCACAGCCCAGAGCCCCGUCAAGGAUGUCAUGUUUGACUUUGCUCGCUUUGACGAAAUCGUCACCGACCCCCGAGAGAUCUCUGCCCCCAGCAAGGCUGGUAAGAGAAGGAACUUUGUCGAGAUUACCAUCGACACACCCCUCACCACCCUGAGCAAGUUCUUCGAAUGGAACAGCGCUGCUGUUGUCACCGAGAGGACUGGGGACUCCACCUCCCUGUCCAAGCCCAUUGCGGUUGUGACCAAGGUCGACCUGCUCAGCUGGAUGGUCAACAAGAAGUUGUAAAUUUACCUCGCAAGAGGUGGGAACGAGUACUCUCAUGUGUUCAACGACAUUAACGUCUGGCGUUCCAAGGAUAUGAUAGAUGGAGAAGCGAAGGGUUUCAGAGUUGGUUAUAGAAAGGGAAUCUGAACACGUGGUAGACUCAACAUCUACAGGACAUUCUGAGAGGGACACUGUUUGCAUGAAUUAAAA
Messenger RNA from Ilyonectria robusta, 1994 nucleotides. RefSeq names its product tryptophan synthase beta subunit-like PLP-dependent enzyme. The transcript is spliced from 2 exons. The coding region runs from base 261 to 1805 and encodes 514 amino acids. Gene Ontology annotation, molecular function: cysteine synthase activity; cystathionine beta-synthase activity. Gene Ontology annotation, cellular component: cytoplasm. NCBI's taxonomy places the organism in Eukaryota, Fungi, Ascomycota, Sordariomycetes, Hypocreales, Nectriaceae. The record is from RefSeq and is a predicted model, not a curated record.